GGCCAAACCCCACGGCUGGAAAAGGAAAAGGAGACUAGAUCCACUGCACGCUGUCUGCUCGAGCACGCUGUCUGCUCCUCGAGGGAGGGAUUCCUCGUUCCUCCCUUCGCUUCUCUGCUUUGGGGUCGAUCCCAGGCGAGGGUCAGCGGGUUCUCUUGGGUUCUUAAUCUGCUCGGAUCUCGCUAGGUGGUCGCCCCGAUAUUUGUCGGUCGCAUUCCGAGGUUUUGGAAAAGAAGCGAUGGCUGCCGCGCUGGUGGAUCGCGCGACAAGCGAUAUGCUUAUCGGCCCUGACUGGGCGAUGAACGUACAGAUCUGCGAUAUUCUCAAUCGCGAUCCUGGGCAGGCAAAGGAAGUUAUCAAAGGACUCAAGAGGCGCAUUGGUCAUAAAAAUCCUAGAGUUCAGCUACUUGCACUAACACUGCUGGAGACAGUGAUAAAAAAUUGUGGUGAUAUUGUCCACAUGUAUGUUGCUGAGAAAGAUGUUCUACGCAAGAUGGUCAAAAUUGUAAAGAGGAAGCCAGAUCCACAAGUCCAAGAAAAGAUAUUAGUUCUAAUUGACACUUGGCAAGAGGCUCUUGGUGGGCGGUGCCCCCAAUAUAAUGCCGCAUAUCAAGAAUUGUUGCAAGCUGGAGCUGUAUUUCCUCAGAGAGCUGGGAGGUCUGCCCCUACAUUCACUCCACAAAAGGAACCUUUGGGCUUGUAUCCUCCAUCUGGACAGAGUGUCAAUUUUCAUGAAGUUCUUGAUCCUUCGGCCGGAGCUGAUUUGCCUGCUUUGAGCAUAGCUGAAAUUCAAAAUGCUCGUGGCCUCAUGGAUGUUCUUUCUGAGAUGCUGAAUGCUAUAGAUUCUGGAAACAGAGAGGGGCUCAAGCAGGAAGUAAUUGUGGACCUCGUUGAUCAGUGCCAUACUUACAAGCAGAGAGUGGUGCAGCUCAUUAACAAAACCUUAGACGAGGAGUUACUCGGUCAAGCACUUGCCCUCAAUGAUGACUUGGAGCGCGUACUUGCAAAACAUGAUUCUAUUGCUGCAGGGAUAGCUGUCCAGGUGGCGAAGUCCAUAUCCCUUCAGGCACUUGUAGAUCUUGAUGAUUCAACAGAAAACAAAGAGACAGGUCAACGGUCAAAUACAAGCACGAUAGCCAGUGACAAACCUCCACUUCAGCAAUUAUCGUUACCUGCUCCUCCAGCCCUCAAUGGUUCGGCAACUUCUUUAGCUAUAAUUGACCCAACAAUUGACUUUCUCAGCGGCGAAGAUUACAAUAAACCCAAAAAUGAGAAUCUAACCUUGGUACCUAUCAGCGAAUCACUGAGUAAUUCUCCGUCAAACCAAAACAUCCGAGCCCUUGCGGACAUGUUUUCAAAUGCCAAUACUGAAGUGAACAGUAGCAAUCCCCCAAGGCCAUCUGAUUCCCAAUUGGCAUUGUCUGCCCUGCCGGCUUAUACUUCUGCAACACCACUCCAGGUGAAUCCUCAGCAAAUACAACAGCCUGCACAACUCAAGCAAACAAAUACUAUAUUGACCAACAAAGUCCCUACAGACUUUUCAUCCCAGCAGCCAGCACAAGGUUAUAAUGUAAAUAACCAAAGCGAAGUUCUUCUUCUAGCACCUUGGGAAGCUCAAUCUGCUCCAUCCAGUCUCUUCCCUGUUUUGCAGCCUCAACUGCUACAACAUGGUCAGUUUGCAGGUAACACCUCAUUACCUGGGCCAACUGGCCAAUCUGGAAGCUUUCCACCCCAAAUUUCCCAACCAAUGCCCAGUGGUGGUUUUAUGGGGGUAAUGCAUCAGCAAGUUAUGGUAGGCCCUCAAGUAAUGCAUCAGCAAGUUAUGGCAGGCCAUCAAUUUGGAGGUCUGCAGCCACAGCUUGUCCAGAACAAUCAAUAUGUUGGCAUGUAUGCACCAAUGCAAAAUGGCCAGAUGAGUGCUAUCUAUCCACAGCAGGUAUAUGGUAGUCAUAUGCCUACCAUUAGUCAGCAAGCUCUCUACAGCAAUCAGUUGACUGGUUAUGGUGGGUAUUCGAAGCAACCAGCAUCUCAAUUCUCUGCUUCGGGAGGUGCCGCAUAUGGCGGCUAUUCUAAUCCACAUGAACUUUCGCAGAUGAUGCAUGGACUUUCUGUGCAAGAUAAUCACAUGCUUGUCAAUAAGACUAAUACGAAUUCAGUGCCCUCUUACUUGCAACCAAUGAACAAGAUGCCGAAGGCAGAGGAUAAACUAUUCGGUGACCUCCUUAGUAUGGCGAAAAACAAAGCAAAGUAAACCUACUGCUAAUAGUUUGUGGAGCAUGUAGAAUCAGUGAUGGUCCUUUUAAGGUUUCUUUUGAUAUAUAUGUAUUUUUGUCAUUGUAGUUCUGAUGUUUUUUUGUGUGUAUUUAUCAUUUUUCAAAACUUCAUUCUUGUGCAAAAUUAUUUCCUUUCAGAUUUA
Zingiber officinale is the source of this 2416-nucleotide messenger RNA. Its product is annotated as TOM1-like protein 9. The transcript is spliced from 9 exons. Gene Ontology annotation, biological process: protein transport to vacuole involved in ubiquitin-dependent protein catabolic process via the multivesicular body sorting pathway. Gene Ontology annotation, molecular function: ubiquitin binding; phosphatidylinositol binding. Lineage: Eukaryota; Viridiplantae; Streptophyta; Magnoliopsida; Zingiberales; Zingiberaceae. The record is from RefSeq and is a predicted model, not a curated record. Bases 239 to 2251 code for a protein of 670 amino acids.